This is a messenger RNA of Pocillopora meandrina, 6633 nucleotides long. The record is from the annotation of a GenBank genome assembly. NCBI's taxonomy places the organism in Eukaryota, Metazoa, Cnidaria, Anthozoa, Scleractinia, Pocilloporidae.
AUGAGAAGUAGUAAAACGAAGGUUAGUCUUGUCUCUGAGGAAGUGUAGUCCGAAUUUUCAUCCAUGAAUAAACCGUUUCAAAAUUUCCUUUGCGAUACCAGCAUUGUUCCAUGAAACAUGGAUUUUAUAGGACCCCCUGCGUAUGGAAGACUGGUUUAUUAACAGGGUUGUAAGGUAACGUUAUAAUACCGUUACUGUAAACUUACAGCAAACCGAGAACUUUGACAUUUCGCGAUCACGAAUCUCGAUCAUGUCAAUAUGUCGUUGUGUUAUUGUAUAAUCUCCCACUUAACAUCUCAAAGAGGUCUUCGUUUUUCAGUGGAUCUUAAAAGUUCACCAAAAUCCUUCAAAUCAAAUUUCCCAACAAGAAACCGGUCUAAAUUUGAAAAACUUUUCUGGUACAGUAAGCUUAUUUAUUUAUUAAUUUUAGACAUCCCUUUAGUUUUUUGAAUUAUUCUCUUUCGUGAUAUCUUCCAGACCAAGAAAUCGUUUGGUGCAAGUAAAAAGCUGCUUGCUGAAAGUCCUGCUGCUUCAAAACCGACUAACACAAGUCCGUCAGCAAAAGAGCUGGCUGCUUCUGUUGAAUCAUUUGCAAACUACUUAAAACAUAUCGUCCGACCCGGAAAUGAAGACACUGAGCCACCACCAGCAAGGUGGUCCGAAGACGAGCCCGCCAAAUCGGUCUCGCGAACAUCCUUCCGGAGAUUGUCCGACGAACACCGAUUGUCCCGCGAAAGGGCAUUGCAGGCUGAGGUGGAGAAUUGGCAACUUGCAUGGAAGGACGAGAAGAAGAGGAACGACAAACUGAUUGCGGAUAUAGCGUCCCGCGAGAAGGAGUGGUCACGAAGAGAGGAGAGGUGCCGUCUUGAAUAUGAAAGUCAGAUUCACGAGCUCAAACAAGAGCUAUUCGUUAUGCAGUCAAAGUUUAACGAGACUGAGAAAGAAGCUGACGUAAGGAAAAGAGUAGCAGCUGGUGGAAGGUUAGAGGUUAGUUAAGCAGAGCCUCAUUACAAAUUACCAGACAUUAUUGACAUAAAUUUGCUUUGGUUUAGCUUCUAAAUGCUCUUCUUGAUUGGUUAGUCGAGACUGACGCCACUUACUAGCUCAACCAAUCAGAUGCUUACCCUAACACUUUUAUAACAUACUUAAACGCGUUUUCCCGCGUUCGAUUCCUUUAGCGCACCUCUUUCAUCCCUCUGAGGCUUUUCUGACAUUUGUCUGUUAAGUCGUUAAGGUUUGAAGGGCUCUAUGAAAUUUCCUGCAACGUUCCUUUCUGGAAAAAAUUAUUGUUUUUAUGAAAAAGAUUGCAGCAAUUUUCCUGCCAAAAAGAGACCGCAGGUUCGCGCAUAAGAGUCCUCUUCGUUGGCAGUACUGUUUCCCAUCUUAGGAUCCUUAAGUUGAUACAUUCCGUCAUCCUCAUGUUUUAUCUUCUUAUUACUGUAAUGUAAGGUUAAGAAGACCGCAUUUGUUGUACUCUUUCUCACCAGGUUGCUUCUGAGGAGGAGAUGAAAAGGUUGGAGAAGGAAGUUCGGGAACAAGAACAACUUUUAACGGGAUAUCAACAAGAAAAUGAACGGCUUUAUAAAGAACUCAAACAAAUACAGGCCAAAGAGAAGGCGAGCGAGGCCAGGAUGUUCAGUGAAAACCAAAAGCUGGGUAAGAAGAAUCUCAGAUUUUCGAUGCGCUUUUUUUUAGUUAAGUUGUGGUUUUUUUUUUUAUUCUUUUGUCUUCUACUCGAGUUUGUGGCUUGUAGUGGAGAAGGGGGAAGGGGGAAGGGGAAAAGACGGUCGGACGGACGAGGAGACGUACUGGCGGGAGACAUGCAAACUGGGCAGCUAAGGGUGUAGGAGCUUUGCCUACACUCUGCCUGAACUAAUAAACUAAAUAGAAACAUUGAGUGACAGGAAAGCUGGUAGACUGAUGAACAGUUAAUUUGGCUUUAUCAACUGAGUUAAUAAUGUAAAUUGGCCACCGGAAAGAGUUUCUAAAGCUGACGUUUCGAACUUUAGCCCUCUAUUUGUUCUGACGAAGGGCUAACGCUCGAAACGCCAGCUUUAGGAACUCUUCACAAUAGCCAAUUUACAUUAUUAACUUAGUUAAUAAAACCAAAUCAUCUAAUAGCGGAGCUCGCAGAGCGUAGCCCUAUAAUUAUACAAAAUAGUAGUAACCCAUCAAAAAAUUUGGAUGUACGACCAUACGACCAUACGACCGUACAAGGUGCUACUUUUAACAUGCGUGGUCAACUGUACCGAGGGCACGCCAACGCCACGGCUUUGUCCAGUGGUCAGUGUACUGUGCUCCGAGUCGGACGACCCGAGACGUGUGGGAAAAAAAAUGCGAGCUCCGCUUUUAGGCUUGGCUAAAUCUAUAUAUUAUUACCUUUCACCGACGCAACAACAUAGUUUCUUAAGAAACAUACCCCUUUUGUUGGUAAACAAUUAGACUGUCCUACGGAGAUAUCAACAGAACGACUAUAGAUGGACAUACAUGUAAAUCAAUUGCCAGACAGUUGAAUAUUGACAAACAAUCUCAAGUACCACUUGAUAACUUCAACUGGUGGUCACGAUAGAACUAGUAGAUGUAUUUUUCGCUGUAGCAUCGGAACUCGCCAUCCUGAAAGAGAAGACAGAACGACGAGAAAGCGGGGGACCUGGAUCAGACUUGCCAGCUCCAGGCUCUGCCACACUAGGCGCGGAUAAAAUCUCCCAAUUGACAGUAGAGGUGAGGUCAUUACGGAGACGAGUGAGUGAGGUACAGGACGAGGCGGAUGAACUGAGACGAGCAAAGCAAGACCUGGAAACACGAAUUAGAGGAAUAGAAAACGAGAGAGAUGCUGCAGUGAAACAAAGCAGUCAAGUUUUAGGUUGGUAUUUAGGGUGUGGCUAGGAAGGUAUAAAUCAUCUAAUAGUCAUCUAGGAAGGUAUAAGGAGGGAUGUGGUACCCCUGUAGUACCCCUGUUUGUCCAGUGAAAUUGGUUAGGUAUAAAACAAAACUUUUCCAAUGGUAUAGUUCUCGGCAUGCUUCAUUGUGCGGAUGAGUUACUGCUAUGGGCUUCCCAACAGGAAACGAGAAAUAAAUACAUAGAGUAACAUAAUUUUUAAAGAGCAGAUGAACCAGUCUUUAUAGGAAUGAUAGAAACCAACAUGUCGGUUUUUUUAGAACUAGUGCACGCUGAAUAGCCCAAUCUCGUUGCGACAUCCUCCUUCGGUGUCGGGAAACAGUCAUUCACGAAUUUAUUCAAGAACAAGCCGAGCAGAAAUGUUCCCAAGAAACUUAUAAACUGUCAGUCAAAGAACAAGGGUUGUCAUGUCGAUCGAGAAAUAGUUGAUUUAAUAUUCCUAAAGCUUUCAGAACUUUUUUAUCCUUACUUUGUUUCAAGGGCAGUUGAAGAAACUUCAUUUCAUCAUUUCACUGAAGUUGGCCAUGGCUCGUCAAAUUCUUUUGAAAGACCAAUUUAUAUAUAACAAUUUCAAUCCUGCCUUUGAUCGUUUGCAGGCUCAAACACUAGAGAAAUCGCCGAACUUGAAAGUCGACACGCAGCAGAGGUUGAACGCUUACGCACUAAGCUUAAAUGGUAUGCUGAGACUCAGGCCCUUCUCGACCGUGAUGCAAUCACGCUGAAGAAGAAAGAGGAAGAAAUCAGCGAGCUUAAAGAAACUGUUGUCCGGUUACAGGCCCAACACGGCCAAACAGUGGCAGAGAAGAAACAAAGGGGAGUGGAGAGGGCUAAUGAUGCAAGGCGGAUUCAAGAUCUAGAGCGGCAGGUGAGGUGGCGGUGACGUUACACUAACUCUUUACUUUAAGUAAUAUCUUAGUUCCUAACUUGAAGAUUUUGCGUGAUUCUCCAAAAUUUAUUUCAGUGCAACGCAGAGACGUUUAGUAGGUAUUUUAGACAUCAACAACGCUUCGUACCUUUUCUUAACGGAAAGGUACAAAAAUUGAGAUUUAAAGGAGGGUUUUCUCUUUUUCUGGAGCACACUCCUGCUUUAAAAAGUUUGAAAAUGACGGAGUAACAACGGUUAUUUUUGACGUAAAGGGUUUUGGUGGGUUCGAUUAAAAAUUAGAGAGAUAGUGGGCAUGCUUCAUUGAAAGUUUAUAACAACUAAGAGGUUGCUACAUCUGUUGUCACCUUCUUUUAAAGGUCCGUGAGAUGGAGGAGAUCAUCAAACGCCGAUACCCAAACUCCCUACCUGCUCUUAUUUACGCCGCUGCCUCGGCACCAGGCCAAGCUCAGCCCUUGACGACCGAGUCACCUCGCAAACAUUCUCCGACUUAUGCAUUCCUCGAGAACCGAGUGAAAAAGCUCGAGGCUGAACUUGAGGAUAAAGAUGAGGAAGCAAGUAAACGAAUACGAUGCGUCGAACAAAAAUACAAUGCGCUGAGAUUGGAGUAUGAAGAUAGAGUCAAAGACCUGGAGCAAGAUUUACAGCGCGCAAUUGAACGGAAUGAAAAAACAGUUAGAUCAAAUACGUGCACUAAAAUUUUCGAAGAGGAGCUACAGAGGGCACGUGAGGCGAAUGACGAGAAAGUUAAGCUGCUUCAGACUGAAAUAGAAGUCCUUCAAGACGCUCUGUCUAAAGCAACAACGGCUGAGGGUGGAAAGGCUACUCGCAAGAAGCGACUUGAGUUAGAGAAACGAGAGACUGACGAUAUAAGUCUCGCGAUUCAACCUCUUCAGGAAAAACUCGAAAAGAAGGAGUUGGAGUUGGAGGAUUUGAGGCAAACAUGUAAUCGAUUGCAGCGUGAGAGAGAACAGAUGCUUGCCACAGAAGGUCACUUAGUGGAUAGGUAUACGAGUCCCAAACCAGACCCUCUUGUUGAUGACUUAACACUAGAGAAUAAGCGCCUUAGGGAGCAGGUCUCGCACAUGUCUCUGGAUAUGGAUCAACAACGGGUUCGUUACCAGGCUUCUCUAGCGGAGAGCGAGCGAAGUACCCGGCUAGCUCGCGAGGAGGCAGCUGACCAGCUGGCAAGUGUGCAGGCUCAAUACAAACGUGAGCUAGAUCAGCUUAAGGCCGGUUUUGCUGCAGAACACGGGUCUUCCAAAAUAGCUGAGCUGAAAAGUCAACUAGCAAGUCAGGAGAUUGUUAUUCAGCGACUCAAGGUGAAGAUGGCUGAUACAACUGUCAAUGCAGAGACAAUAGCAGCAGCAAAGGUGAGGAUAAAAUAAUGUCUACUCUGUUGAAGAUGUCAUUUCCUUGAGCUUAAUUGCCGUGUAAAUUGUUAGUAGACUGGGAGAUAAAACCCCUUUUUCCUCUCUUCCUGGGUGGGUUGACUUGCUGUGGCUGCUUAUUUCAGCCUAUGUUCUUGUAUAGUCUAUGGUUGGUUCCUACCGCACCCGAAACCUUCCGGAAGUGACCAGUGGGUGGAGGGGAGGGAAGGGGAGAGGGGGGCGCUAACAAAGUUGUAGAGACGUGUUUAUUCGACGACGAGAUGGGUUGUGAAGGUUGUUAAAGCGGGGGUAGGGGACAAUCAUUUGGUCGUGGAUCUUUCUUUAUCUUCUUUAAAAUCCGUGUCAUAACCUCAUUAAAAAAUUUAGGGUUUGAUAAAUACACUGAAGGCAGCUAUCGUCCAGAUUUAUUAUUCAUGUGCAUUCUUUGACUUGGGUGAUCCUUGCAAUAAAACUUGAAUUUUGUGUCUACUCAUUAUACCAGUUUCCCAUUCGUAAUGUCCUUGGCUUAGCGUGUGCCUGUAACGGAAAAGCGAAUGGCUGGAAUUUGUUAUGAAAUGGUUGGUCAUUCGUUGCUGGAAUGUAUUUCGAACCCAGCUCGACGAAAAGGAAGGGAAAGCUUGCCAUGAACAAGGAACGUCCUAUGAAUUUUUUUGGUACGUGUUCUCGGUGCUAAUCGAUUUCUUGUUCAUGUUAGGUUCGUGAGGAGUCCCUUCAACAGCAGGUUGCUCAACUUCAAACCGAUCUGAGGCGUGCUAAGAAGAUGUUUACACCCGAAAUGAACCACUUCGACUCACUAGAGACUAAAAUUGUAGCUCUUGAACAAAAGCAUUCUCAAAGAGAAGUGGACUUACAGAGGGUUAUAGAAAAAACACACCUUACGGCCAAGAUCGAGAAAGAAGAAACAGAGGCAAGAUGGAGACAGGUUGUACGUCAAAAAAAUCGGGAAAUCGAGAAAUUUAGAUUUGAACUUGACGGUAUUCUAGAAGUGCUUAGUGAAUUGAAACGCCAGGGAGUGGUCAUACCCUUCAGAAAUGGAGAAGGGUUUGCACCUUAAAGGAAGUCUUGUUUGUUUCCAAUACACCGUGAACAGUCUGGGCCCCUGUGGGCCACAAUGCUAGUUCUUCACUGUUAAAAACGCUAGUGUGGUUAUGAAAUGACGGUGUGAGAGCUGUAGUUUCACUGCACUACACAAGCUCAAGGAGACCAAGUGUUGAUAAGGCUUUAUAAACGGAAAAUGUCACCAGCCUUGCGGCGGAACAAGAAAGGAAUGCGUGUCCAGCUGGUCACUUGCUGGUAUGGGUGAAAUACAAAAGGCUUGGAUAACUGAGUAACACAUCAGCGCGCCUUGUAGUACAGAUCGAUCUGUGAGCGACAAUGCAGCAGUUACCUUUCCACGUUCAUCGAUUGAUACAUCUCCCAGUGUACGCUCGAACUCGAUAUGUGCUAUCGACUUAUUCGAG